Molecule: messenger RNA, 925 nt
Organism: Balaenoptera ricei (Rice's whale)
Lineage: Eukaryota; Metazoa; Chordata; Mammalia; Artiodactyla; Balaenopteridae
Product: chloride intracellular channel protein 6-like
Exons: 2
Coding region: 365-925 (186 amino acids)
Source: RefSeq, a predicted model, not a curated record
UCAAAGCGUGCAGGAGCUAAGCGCCCUCCCCAGCAGCGCACUGCACCUCCGCGAGCGCGUUUCCAGGAAACUAAGGUCGGAAUUAGGGUCCAGGUGGGAAUCAGGCGCGGAACCAGCGAGAAGCACAAGCGGUGGAGGAAUAGCCCAGAGAGCUUAAGCCCGGGAGAAGGGGCGCAGCGUUCUGUGGCGGGAGGAUUUCGCCCCGCGCGCCCAGCGUACCGCCCAGGCGCCUCCAGAGUCCCGGGCAGGGGGUCCUCUCGGAGCUGGCGCAGCGGCCCCUGGCACCGCGCCCUUCGCCCAGCGCCACCUGGCUCCUCAGCAGCGUCCAGGAAGGGUCUCUGGUCAAAGACAGGGAUCUGCGGCCAUGGCCGAGGUCGCGGAGCCGGAGGGGGGCGCCCCGGGUCCCCAGAGCCAGCCCGAGGGCUCGGCGCUUCAGGCGGAGAGACGGGGCGAGCCGGGGGCUUCCGGCCCUGAGGCGCAGAGGGAGGAGGCGAGAGAGGGCGCCGCGGAGGCGCCGAGGGGCGGGGGCCCGGGCGCAGCCGCGACGGCCGAGGUGACGGAAGGAGAAGGUCCGGGGUCGGACGGAGGGCGCGCGUGCGAGCUGGCGCCGGACGCAGGUGGUGGCCCGGGGGCCGAGACGCGGGGCGCGAGCGGAGAGCAGGGCGAGGCCGAGGCGGAGGAGGGCGCCCGGGAGGGAGAGGAGCGGGCGAGCGGCGCGGAGCUGGCGGAGGAAGCGAGCCCCGGGUGCGGCGCGCAGGCCGAGGCCCCUGGCGAGGCUCAGGUGGAGCCUGGGGAUCCCGCGGCCCCCGGGGCGAAGGAAGAGGCGGAGAGCGGGCCGGAGGAGCCGGGGGGCAGCGCGCCUGGGGCGGCGGGGGCCCGCAUGGACGCCGACGGGCUGACGGGGGACAGCGCGCACGGUCGCUGA